Messenger RNA from Bubalus bubalis (water buffalo), 7626 nucleotides. RefSeq names its product dedicator of cytokinesis 11 (gene DOCK11). Gene Ontology annotation, biological process: marginal zone B cell differentiation; small GTPase-mediated signal transduction; positive regulation of filopodium assembly. Lineage: Eukaryota; Metazoa; Chordata; Mammalia; Artiodactyla; Bovidae. The record is from RefSeq and is a predicted model, not a curated record. Gene Ontology annotation, molecular function: guanyl-nucleotide exchange factor activity. The transcript is spliced from 54 exons.
GAGGGCGGGGCCGCUGGGGGCGGGAGGAGGAGCCGCGGGAGCCGCGCCGCCGCCGAGCUGCGAUGUGGCCGGCCAGCCGGCGUGUAAACACGGGGAGCAGCCGCGGCCGCCCCGGCCCCGGGCACUGAGCACGCCCGCCGAGACCUGCCCGCCGCUGCCAUGGCCGAAGUGCGCAAAUUCACCAAGCGGCUCAGCAAGCCUGGCACGGCGGCCGAGCUCCGGCAGAGCGUGUCGGAGGCCGUGCGGAGCUCGGUGGUGCUGGAAAAGACCAAAGUUGUUGAGCCCUUGGACUAUGAGAAUGUUAUCGCCCAAAGAAAAACUCAGAUUUACAGUGACCCGCUCCGAGACCUGCUUAUGUUUCCAAUGGAAGAUAUAUCUAUCUCUGUGAUCAGUCGUCAACGCCGAACAGUCCAGUCCACUGUACCAGAAGAUGGUGAGAAGAGGGCCCAGAGUUUGUUUGUCAAAGAGUGUAUUAAAACCUAUAGCACAGAUUGGCACGUGGUGAACUACAAGUAUGAAGACUUCUCUGGAGACUUUCGAAUGCUGCCAUGCAAGUCUCUGCGACCAGAAAAGAUUCCCAAUCAUGUAUUUGAGAUUGAUGAGGACUGUGAGAAGGAUGAGGAUUCGUCAUCUUUAUGCUCUCAGAAGGGUGGUGUGAUCAAACAAGGCUGGUUGCAUAAAGCCAAUGUAAAUAGCACCAUCACAGUUACCAUGAAGGUGUUCAAGAGACGGUAUUUUUACUUAACUCAGCUUCCUGAUGGUUCGUAUAUUCUCAAUUCCUAUAAAGAUGAGAAAAAUUCAAAAGAAUCUAAAGGUUGCAUCUACUUGGAUGCUUGCAUCGAUGUUGUUCAGUGCCCCAAAAUGCGCCGUCAUGCUUUUGAACUCAAGAUGCUAGAUAAGUAUAGCCAUUAUCUGGCUGCUGAAACUGAGCAGGAAAUGGAGGAAUGGUUGAUAACUUUGAAAAAGAUUAUUCAGAUCAAUACCGACAGUUUAGUGCAAGAGAAAAAGGAGACGGUGGAAAUAUCACAAGAUGAUGAACCUAGCAGCCAAGGAAAAGCCGAGAACAUCAUGGCCAGUUUGGAAAGGAGCAUGCAUCCGGAACUGAUGAAGUAUGGAAGAGAAACUGAACAACUAAACAAGCUCAGUAGAGGAGAUGGAAGACAGAAUCUCUUUUCUUUUGAUUCAGAAGUUCAGAGGUUGGACUUUUCAGGAAUUGAACCUGAUAUAAAGCCAUUUGAGGAAAAGUGCAAUAAACGUUUCUUGGUAAAUUGCCAUGAUUUAAUGUUCAAUAUCUUGGGUCAAGUUGGAGACAAUGCAAAAGGACCACCCACAAACGUUGAACCCUUUUUUAUUAAUCUUGCCUUGUUUGAUGUGAAGAACAACUGUAAGAUUUCAGCUGACUUCCAUGUAGACUUGAAUCCCCCAUCUGUCCGUGAAAUGCUGUGGGGCCCUUCAAGCCAACCAGCUACUGAUGGUACUCCAAGAGGCUCUUCACCUGAGUCUUUCAUUCACGGAAUUGCUGAAUCUCAGUUACGCUUCAUAAAGCAGGGAAUUUUCUCAGUGACGAAUCCACAUCCUGAAAUUUUCCUGGUUGCGAGAAUUGAAAAGGUUCUCCAAGGAAACAUCACACACUGUGCAGAACCCUACAUCAAAAAUUCCGACCCGGCAAAGACGGCCCAGAAGGUGCACAGGACAGCUAAGCAAGUGUGUAGCCGCCUUGGACAAUACAGAAUGCCCUUUGCUUGGGCUGCCAGGCCCAUUUUCAAAGAUAUUCAAGGCUCUCUGGAUGUGGAUGGGAGAUUUUCUCCUUUGUAUAAACAAGAUAGUAGCAAGCUUUCCAAUGAAGACAUUCUCAAGUUGCUCUCGGAAUACAAGAAGCCAGAGAAGACCAAAUUGCAGAUUAUUCCUGGGCAGCUAAACAUCACAGUAGAAUGUGUUCCUGUGGAUUUUUCAAAUUGUAUUACUUCUUCAUAUGUGCCUCUGAAGCCCUUUGAAAAGAAUUGUCAAAAUAUUACUGUGGAAGUUGAAGAGUUUGUUCCCGAAAUGACGAAAUACUGUUACCCAUUUACCAUUUACAAAAACCAUCUAUAUGUAUAUCCCUUGCAAUUAAAAUAUGAUAGCCAGAAAACAUUUGCCAAGGCAAGGAACAUUGCGGUCUGUGUGGAAUUCCGGGAUUCGGAUGAAAGUGACGCUAGCGCUCUAAAGUGUAUCUAUGGAAAACCUGCAGGGUCUGUCUUUACCACAAAUGCUUAUGCUGUGGUCUCACAUCACAACCAAAAUCCAGAGUUCUAUGAUGAGAUAAAAAUUGAGCUUCCCAUUCAUCUUCAUCAAAAACAUCAUUUGCUUUUCACUUUUUAUCACGUAAGUUGUGAAAUUAACACAAAGGGAACAACCAAAAAGCAGGACACAGUUGAAACUCCAGUUGGCUUUGCCUGGGUACCUUUACUGAAGGAUGGUAGAAUCAUCACAUUGGAGCAGCAGCUGCCAGUUUCCGCCAAUCUUCCCCCAGGCUACAUGAAUCUGAAUGAUGCAGAAUCCAGAAGGCAAUCGAAUGUGGAUAUUAAGUGGGUAGAUGGUGCAAAGCCUUUGUUGAAGAUCAAAAGCCACUUGGAGUCUACCAUUUACACUCAAGAUCUGCACGUGCACAAAUUCUUCCAGCAUUGCCAACUGAUUCAGUCAGGCUCGAAAGAAGUUCCUGGGGAGCUCAUUAAAUAUUUAAAGUGUUUGCAUGCCAUGGAGAUCCAAGUCAUGAUACAGUUUCUACCUGUAAUUCUUAUGCAACUCUUCCAAGUUCUCACAAACAUGACCCAUGAAGAUGACGUUCCUUUCAACUGCACCAUGGUUCUCUUACAUAUCGUAUCAAAGUGCCAUGAAGAAGGCUUGGAUAAUUAUUUAAGAUCCUUCAUUAAGUAUAGCUUCCGACCUGAAAAACCCAGUGCUCCUCAGGCCCAGCUGAUACAUGAAACUCUUGCGACUACAAUGAUAGCGAUACUGAAACAGUCUGCAGACUUUUUAGCAAUAAACAAAUUGCUAAAGUACUCAUGGUUUUUCUUUGAAAUUAUUGCAAAGUCUAUGGCCACAUACUUGCUGGAAGAGAAUAAAAUUAAGCUUCCAAGAGGCCAGAGGUUUUCUGAGGCAUAUCAUCAUGUCUUACAUUCACUGCUUCUUGCAAUAAUUCCCCACGUGACUAUUCGCUAUGCAGAGAUUCCGGAUGAGUCCAGAAAUGUCAAUUAUAGUUUGGCUAGCUUCUUGAAGCGCUGUCUGACCCUAAUGGAUAGAGGAUUUGUUUUCAAUUUGAUAAAUGACUAUAUAUCUGGAUUCAGCCCCAAAGAUCCUAAGGUUCUGGCUGAAUACAAGUUUGAAUUUCUGCAAACAAUUUGCAAUCAUGAACAUUAUAUUCCUCUGAAUUUGCCAAUGGCUUUUGCCAAACCUAAACUUCAGCGAGUUCAAGAUUCAAAUCUUGAAUACAGUUUAUCAGAUGAGUAUUGCAAGCAUCACUUCUUGGUUGGUCUGCUUCUGAGGGAAACCUCCAUUGCUCUUCAAGACAAUUAUGAGAUCAGAUAUACAGCUAUCUCUGUCAUAAAGAAUCUUUUGAUAAAACAUGCAUUUGACACUAGAUACCAGCACAAGGUAAGGAUGUUUGUAUCAUCACCAGUAUCACAUUACUCAAGUUCAUGUAGGGCCUCUGGUCACACCUCUCCUUCUAGUACUGCCUUUGGUUCAAGGAGGAGAAUGGAACCAUGUUCAGACCACACGAGUUGCAGCUUUUACCAGCCACCUAGAGUUAGAUAUCACAUUGUGUUACAGGCAUCCAGGGAUGAGUUUGCAUGUGGCUUCACUUCACCUACAAAUAGAGGGAGUCUGAGCACUGACAAAGACACUGCUUAUGGGUCUUUUCAAAACGGACAUGGAAUUAAGAGGGAAGAUUCAAGAGGUUCCCUCAUCCCAGAAGGAGCAACCGGAUUUCCAGAUCAGGGCAGCACUGGUGAAAAUACUCGGCAGAGUUCUACAAGGAGUAGUAUAUCCCAGUAUAACCGAUUGGAUCAAUAUGAAAUCAGAAGCCUCUUGAUGUGCUAUUUGUAUAUAGUAAAAAUGAUUUCUGAAGAUACACUCUUAACUUACUGGAACAAGGUAUCUCCCCAGGAGCUCAUAAACAUUCUCAUACUUCUAGAGUAAAGUAUGUUUGUUCACUUUAGAUACAUGGGGAAAAGACACAUAGCAAGAGUGCAUGAUGCCUGGCUGUCAAAACACUUUGGAGUAGACUGAAAAUCACAAUCCAUGCAAGCUCUCUGAAACAGAUCAGGAAUAAUGCAGGCCCGGCUUCAGCAUCUUAGUAGCCUGGAAAGUUCAUUUACACUUAAUCACAGUUCUUCAACAACUGAAGCAGACAUUUUCCAUCAGGCACUUAUUGAAGGAAAUACUGCUACAGAAGUUUCCCUAACAGUAUUAGAUACCAUAUCAUUUUUCACUCAGUGUUUCAAGAGUCAGCUUUUAAAUAAUGAUGGCCACAACCCAUUAAUGAAAAAAGUAUUUGAUAUUCAUCUUGCUUUUCUUAAAAAUGGGCAGUCUGAAGUGUCGCUGAAACAUGUCUUUGCCUCACUGCGAGCGUUCAUUAGUAAGUUUCCCUCGGCCUUUUUCAAAGGAAGGGUAAACAUGUGUGCUGCAUUUUGCUACGAGGUUUUAAAGUGCUGCACGUCAAAGAUUAGCUCAACCAGGAAUGAAGCCUCUGCGCUUUUGUAUCUUCUGAUGAGAAACAACUUUGAAUACACCAAAAGGAAAACCUUUUUAAGGACACAUCUGCAGAUAAUAAUUGCUGUAAGCCAGCUGAUAGCAGAUGUAGCACUAAGUGGAGGAUCGAGAUUUCAGGAGUCUUUAUUCAUUAUCAAUAACUUUGCAAACAGUGACAGACCUAUGAAGGCAACUGCUUUUCCCUCAGAAGUCAAAGACUUGACCAAGAGAAUCCGUACUGUUCUUAUGGCCACAGCUCAAAUGAAGGAGCAUGAGAAGGACCCCGAAAUGCUAAUUGAUCUCCAGUAUAGUUUAGCCAAGUCCUACGCAAGUACCCCAGAGCUCAGGAAAACCUGGCUUGAUAGCAUGGCCAAGAUUCAUAUAAAAAAUGGAGAUUUUUCAGAGGCAGCAAUGUGUUAUGUCCAUGUAGCAGCUUUGGUUGCAGAGUUUCUUCAUCGAAAAAAAAUAUUCCCUAAUGGAUGUUCAGCCUUCAAGAAAAUUACUCCCAACAUAGAUGAAGAAGGAGCAAUGAAGGAGGAUGCUGGAAUGAUGGAUGUCCAUUAUAGUGAAGAAGUUUUGCUGGAAUUGCUAGAACAAUGUGUGGAUGGCUUAUGGAAAGCAGAGCGUUAUGAAGUAAUUUCUGAAAUUUCCAAGUUGAUCAUUCCAAUUUAUGAGAAUCGUCGAGAGUCUGCAAAACUUACUCAAGUUUACAGAACUCUUCAUGGAGCUUACACAAAAAUUUUGGAGGUUAUGCACACAAAGACAAGACUUUUAGGCACUUUCUUCAGAAUUGCCUUUUAUGGCCAAUCUUUUUUUAAAGAAGAGGAUGGAAAGGAGUACAUCUAUAAAGAGCCAAAGCUCACUGGCCUCUCAGAGAUUUCCCUGAGACUUAUUAAACUUUAUGGUGAAAAAUUUGGUAUAGAGAAUGUCAAAAUAAUUCAGGAUUCAGACAAGGUAAAUGUCAAAGAGCUUGAUCCCAAAUAUGCUCAUAUCCAAGUCACUUAUGUGAAGCCCUACUUUGAUGAUGAAGAACUCACAGAAAGAAAAACUGAGUUUGAAAGAAACCAUAAUAUCAACAGGUUUGUUUUUGAGGCUCCUUAUACAUUGUCAGGCAAAAAGCAAGGCUGUAUAGAGGAACAGUGCAAACGCCAUACAAUCUUGACUACUUCAAACUCGGUUCCAUAUGUGAAGAAGAGGAUUUCUAUAAACUAUGAACAGCAGAUUCAUUUAAAGACAAUUGAUGUUGCCACUGAUGAAAUAAAAGAUAAAACUGCAGAGCUGCAAAAGCUUUGCUCUUCUGCUGACGUGCACAUGAUUCAGCUCCUACUUAAAUUGCAGGGCUGUGUUUCAGUGCAGGUAAAUGCAGGUCCAUUGGCAUAUGCAAGGGCUGUCUUAAAUGACAGUCAAGCUAGCAAGUAUCCGCCCAAAAAAGUAAAUGAGUUGAAAGACAUGUUUAGGAAGUUCAUCCAAGCAUGCAGCAUUGCACUGGAACUAAAUGAGUGGUUAAUGAAAGAGGAUCAGAUUGAAUACCAUGAAGAAGAGCUCACGUCAAAUUUCAGAGACAUGGAGAAAGAAUUGUCUGACAUUAUUCAUGAACAGAUUAUACAAGAAGACCCAAUGCAUUCUCCCUGGAUGAGCAACACAUUACAUGUAUUUUGUGCGAUUAGUGGUACAUCGAGUGACCGAAGUUAUGGUUCCCCAAGAUACACUGCUGAAAUAUGAGGACAUGCAGAUGUCAAGUGACAACAAGACUGAACUUUCUCAGGAAUAUUCGGAGCUGUGCAAAUGUUAAAAAUUUAAAGAUUUGUUAUACACAGAGUGUUUCCUCCUGACAUACAGGGUGCUUACAUAUUUGUAAAUAUUUAAGAAACUUGAAAGUGCCUGGAAAAUUGCACCACUGUGCUUAGUUUGUACUUUUUUAGGUAAAUCAAUAUACUGAGAAGUAGCGCUCGAAACCUUAAUUUGAUUUGCUUACUUGUUACUUAAAAUAUUAAUGGCACUGUGUAAAAUGGUAUAAUGGCACUCAAAAGGUAAAACUUCUUUGUAAUUAGAAGUGAAGGAAAUAAUACUUUGAACUUAGCGUUUUUCUUGACAGGAAGCUAAAUUCAUUAUUAUACUAGUCCUUGGAGAAAAAAACUGAUAAAUUUUUCACGAAACAUGGAUACUUCCAACUGAGGAGAUAAUUUGAAACCUUGCCUACCAAUGGUCUAGACUGAGCUAAAGGAAACAAAAGCAUUAUGUAAACAAAGAAAUUUUCACAAAGAAAGGAUAUAUAUAGAAAUACCAGGCUUACCAGUCCUUCAAGCUUUGAUCCAAUGAUGCUAGGUAUUCCAGUCAGUGGUCUCUCUAACAUAGAAGGCGAGGGAUUCCUUUGUGGCCUGUGUUUGCCUAGCAAGCAGCCUUUGUUGCCAAAGCUUCAUCAGCUGAGGCUGUCCAUAAAGCUAAACAAACAUCUCUGAGAUUUGCAGUUACUUCCAAGUUUUAGCAGCAGAAUCUGAGGGUAGGGAUUUUGUAAUGAUGACUUUCUUCAGUUUACAAGGUUAAUAAGGAUUUUGAUAGAACUUGAUGAUCACAGCAUUUCUUGGGUCAGUAUCCAUAACCACCACGUAUUUAGCAGCUGCUGGCUAAGGAUUGCAUCUCUAACUAUGAAGAAACCUCAGAUUAACUAAAUAAUUCAGGAGAAACCAAGAUGUGAAGGACAUUUUUACCUUGAACUAUCCAUAAAAUUUUGGCUGCCUUUCAUGUAAACAUUAAGUCCUAGAUUUAUUUUUCAUAUGUAGUUUAUCCUAUUUUAUAGACAAAAAAGGAAAAAACAGACACUGAAAUAUAAGUGGAUUGCAUGGAGCUUUGGCUUUUUAAAUACGCUGUAAUUAAAUAAAUCUUAGAGCUUAUUAUGCA